This is a messenger RNA of Ogataea angusta, 675 nucleotides long. RefSeq lists its product as uncharacterized. Gene Ontology annotation, molecular function: rRNA binding; structural constituent of ribosome. Gene Ontology annotation, cellular component: mitochondrial large ribosomal subunit; ribosome. The record is from RefSeq and is a predicted model, not a curated record. The transcript has a single exon. Lineage: Eukaryota; Fungi; Ascomycota; Pichiomycetes; Pichiales; Pichiaceae. Bases 1 to 675 code for a protein of 224 amino acids. Gene Ontology annotation, biological process: mitochondrial translation.
AUGUUGAGGUCAUAUCUUUACUUUCGAGGUGGUGCAAACCGUUUAGUAAAUUUCAUUGCAGCUUCACCAUGGAGGUCUCUCGUUCCAAGGAGGUAUGGACACGAACUUGCGCCGCAAUAUAAGCAUCUCAAGAAAAAGCAAAAGGGUAGAGUUCCAGUAAGAACUGGUUGUUCAGGCAAGGGGACAACAUUAAAAUUCGGCUCCUAUGGAAUGAGAUUAAAGUCUGAGGGGACAAGGAUAACGGCCGCACAGUUGAGGGCUGCAGAUAAUGUAUUGAUGAAGUUCGUUAAGAAGGAAAAUGGAAUGUACUGGAAGCGUUUGUGUACUAACAUUGCUGUCUGUAUCAAGGGGAAUGCAACUCGUAUGGGAAAGGGAAAAGGUGCAUUUGAUCAUUGGGCUGCAAGAGUUCCUACGGGAAAAGUGGUUUUUGAGAUUAGCGGUAUGCACGAACAAAGUGCAAAGGAUGCUCUUAGAAGAAGUUGUGAGAAGCUCCCAGGUGUUUGGGAAUUCAUCACUAGGUCUGCCACUCCCCGCUUGGGCUUAAAACUGGUUGGUGAACUUGCGACAAAAAUAAACUACUAUGAGAAGUUGAGACAUAAUCCUACGAAAAAAUUCGCAAAUGUGAUGAAGUCAAAAGAACAUCUGUAUCAACAAUUUAACGGGAGAAGCCGCUAA